Molecule: messenger RNA, 994 nt
Organism: Botrytis cinerea B05.10
Lineage: Eukaryota; Fungi; Ascomycota; Leotiomycetes; Helotiales; Sclerotiniaceae
Exons: 2
Coding region: 227-943 (238 amino acids)
Molecular function (GO): acyltransferase activity, transferring groups other than amino-acyl groups
Source: RefSeq, a predicted model, not a curated record
GUGGGAUGAACGAGGCAUCUAUCUGUAUAUAUGAAUCUAGUGAUUAUGGAUGAGUCACAUGUUUCCCAACAAAUAAUAAGCAUGCUGGACAGCCACCCUCGUCCUCUCUGUCAUAUCUCUGUAUCGAAUUGAUAGAUCUACAAGUCAGUUUAACUUUCAAACAUUCUUACCAGUCGAAUCUAUUCAUCCGACAUUGGCGAGACAAUCUCAAAUUCUAGCUCCAACAAUGGCAACACCCCCUCCAAAUCCCAUUGCAAAAUCACGCAUUCGUGAAGCAGAACCCAAAGACAUCGACGCCAUCAGAACGGGCAUGAUUGCCUCCCUCAGCUCUGAUCCAACAUGGCGAUUUCGAUUCAUCAAUCGUGAUAAAUAUCCCGAAGAUCUAUACAAGUAUUCUCGUCUCUUCAUUGAGCUCAUGGUUUCUGGAAAGUUCCCAGACUACCUGACUAUGAUUGUGGAAGUUGAAGAAGAUUCCGUUUGGAAAGUCGCUGCUUUGUCUAUAUGGGAUGCUUCGUAUGUGAAUAGACGGAUAUUUAAAGCAAAAGGGGAAACAUAUAAUCCUCCAACGCCGGGAGAAGCGAUGGAAGCAGCUGGUGUAAACACUCGAAGAGACGUAGAUCCCACUUACGAUGCAGCUUUUAUAAAAGCUAUUGGUGAAGCCCGAAAGGAAUUUACUGAGAUGUUUAAUGGUGAUGAAUUCUAUCUCGCCUUGAUAGGCACUCAUCCAGACUUUCGGCGUCGAGGUUAUGCUACUCAACUCUUGAAAUGGGGCAUUGAGAGAUCUAUACGUGAUAAUGCACCUCUUGUUUUGUCGGCGAGUGCAAUGGGGGAACCGACAUAUCUUGCUUCUGGAUUUGAGGAGUUAGGGAGGGUUCCUAUAGUUGCUGAGGGAGAUUAUGAGAAACAGGAGUUCGUAAAGAUGGUUUAUAGGCCUAGGAAAUGAAGGUAGAAGAGGAAAAUGUGAGCCAGUAGAUAAAUAUAAUAUCGUUGAUCA